UCGUAGCGCUCGCUGAGUUACUAGGAGACUGAAGUUUGUAAUAAGAUACACACGCGUACCUUACGAUCACACACGCUUCUCCGCACGCUUUAAACGGUAACGCGUAAGCUCCUUUGAAGACGUGAGGUGGAGAGCGAACUUGUGUGUUUGUGUGGGUGGGGAUGGCGUUUCGCACAACGCUCAUCUCCCACAAGGCUUAUUAUUAACGGCAACAGCGCCGGUUUAAUUCCGGGUCGCGCGGUUUCAGUGUUGGUCUCGAGCCAGCAAGUUCAGUUAAACAGCGGCGGCCGUGCCUGGAUCAUGAGCGCGGCGCGCGGGGUGCUCGCGAGGACCGGAAGGGCUCGCGCGGAGCUGAUCAGGCGUCUCUCCCCCCGGGUCUCCUUUACCCAGACCUGCUCGUGGUACUCCGACGGGCCCGGUACUGAUCGGCCUGAAGUACGGCUGAGUCGGCUUGGUGGUGAAGACAACGGUAUAGUGGAAGUGCUGAUGUGUCGUGAGAGGGCGAGGAACUCUCUGGGACGUGUGUUUGUAGGUCAGAUGAGAGAGCUGGUGUCAUCGUUGCAUCACGACGAAGCGGUUCGCGCGGUCAUCUUCAAGAGCUCGAUACCCGGAGUCUUUUGUGCAGGCGCAGAUCUUAAGGAGAGAGCUCAGAUGAGUAACCCUGAGGCAGAGCUGUUUGUACAUGGCCUUCGAUCGCUAAUGAAUGACAUCGCUGUGCUGCCCGUGCCAACCAUCGCAGCGGUGGACGGCUUCGCUCUCGGGGGCGGUCUGGAGCUGGCCCUGGCGUGUGACCUUCGCACUGCAGCACAUUCAGCGCAGAUGGGCCUGAUUGAAACUACUCGAGGAUUACUCCCGGGGGCCGGAGGCAGUCAAAGGCUUCCCCGGACAGUCGGCUUUGCCAUGGCGAAGGAGCUGAUUUUUACAGGCCGGCGUGGGGGUGAACGGGCUGCAGAGCUAGGGCUAGUAAACCGCUCCGUGCCGCAGAACCAGACCGGAGACGCGGCCCACAAGGAGGCUCUUAGUCUGGCACGAGAGAUCCUGCCUCAGGCCCCGAUCGCUGUGCGAAUGGCUAAAGUAGCCAUGAAUCGAGGUGCCGAGGUGGACAUCUCUUCAGGAAUGGCUAUCGAGGGAAUGUGUUACGCCAGGCUCAUUCCUACGAGGGACAGACAAGAGGGCAUGGCUGCGUUCAUAGAAAAGAGGCCUCCAAGGUACACUGGGGAGUGAAUGUCUGAAGGUUUAAAACCUGCACAACAUGUUUCAAAACCACGUGUUCUACAUUACAAACCGUACUCGCGUUGGGUUUCAAUGUUCCGUAAUGCCUAAAAAUAACCACCACCAAUCAUUUAAAAAGGUCUUUGUUCUACUUUUUUAUGAAAAAAAGUUUCUGUUUUCUCUUAAUUAUUAAAAAACAGAUCAUUGGAUACCUUUAAAACAUCAUAAAUGAAAUAAAAAAAUCAAUAUAAAUUGUA
This is a messenger RNA of Puntigrus tetrazona (Sumatra barb), 1469 nucleotides long. Its product is annotated as enoyl-CoA hydratase domain-containing protein 2, mitochondrial-like. Gene Ontology annotation, molecular function: enoyl-CoA hydratase activity. Gene Ontology annotation, cellular component: mitochondrion. Lineage: Eukaryota; Metazoa; Chordata; Actinopteri; Cypriniformes; Cyprinidae. The record is from RefSeq and is a predicted model, not a curated record. Gene Ontology annotation, biological process: fatty acid beta-oxidation.